CUGCUUUGGCAACAACCUCUCUCCAUUCAUGCUCGAUUCUCCCCUGGAACAGGGUCAGUAGCCUUGCCUUGAGAUUGGACACUGCUCCUACUGGUCUGGCCUUUUAUUUUGUCUCUUUUAACCUCACCCCUCGCGGAUAAUGAGGGCGCGUUAACCGUUUACACCGCCUGCACACCCAAUUGCUACUGACUUACCCAUAAUACUUACCCGCCCGUCCUUAAUUCCACUGUUGACUCCGGCGUAACCUUUACCGGUAACCUACACCAGAAGAGGGUAUCAGAACAGAGCUCUCUGCUGCUGUUAGAUCAGCAGCUUCUUUCACCAUGAGUUACGUCAAAAAGGAUGAGGACGCUGAUCAGGUCAUGAUCAAGCUCGAUCGGACCUCCGUCUUCCAAGAUGCACGUCUCUUCAAUUCCUCUCCAAUCUCCCCACGAAGAUGUCGAACCCUCCUGACCAAGAUCGCCGUCCUCAUGUUUACGGGGGAGCAAUUCCCCACGAACGAGGCGACCACUCUGUUCUUCGGCAUCUCGAAACUGUUCCAGAACAAGGAUCCUUCCCUGCGACAAAUGGUCUAUCUUAUUCUGAAGGAACUAGCGAACACGGCCGAGGAUGUCAUCAUGUCAACAAGCAUUAUCAUGAAGGAUACCGCUGUUGGUAGCGACAUCCUCUACCGAGCAAACGCCAUUCGGGCUCUGUGCCGCAUCAUUGAUGCCACCACCGUGCAAGGUAUCGAGCGAUUGAUUAAAACCGCUAUUGUCGACAAGACCCCUUCUGUCUCCUCCGCCGCCCUGGUUUCUUCAUACCACCUCCUUCCAAUUGCGCGCGAUGUCGUCCGUAGAUGGCAGAGUGAGACGCAGGAAGCUGCAUCCGCAUCGAAGUCGUCGACCGGUUUCCUUGGCUUCGGCGGCAGCUCUUCGAGUCACGCUAUCUCGCAAUCAAACUUUAUGACUCAAUAUCAUGCCAUUGGUCUCCUGUACCAGAUGCGCUCGCAUGAUAGGAUGGCGUUGGUGAAGAUGGUUCAGCAGUAUGGAGCAGCUGGUGUUGUGAAGAGCCCCGCCGCGCUGGUAUUGUUGGUGCGAUUAGCAGCGAAGUUGGCGGCGGAGGAUCCAGGCCUGAGGAAACCGAUGAUGCAGAUGCUCGAUGGCUGGCUCCGGCAUAAGCAUGAGAUGGUCAACUUCGAGGCGGCAAAGGCAAUCUGCGAUAUGCGCGAUGUAACCGAUGCGGAAGCGUCACAGGCUGUUCAUGUUCUCCAGUUGUUCCUCUCUUCUCCCCGCGCCAUCACCAAGUUUGCUGCCAUUCGUAUCCUCCACAACUUUGCCAGCUUCAAGCCUCAUGUUGUCAAUGUGUGCAACCCUGACAUUGAAUCACUUAUCUCCAACUCCAACCGUUCCAUCGCCACUUUCGCCAUCACGACACUGCUCAAGACUGGCAACGAGGCCAGUGUUGACCGCUUGAUGAAGCAGAUCUCUGGUUUUAUGGCUGAUAUCACGGAUGAGUUCAAGAUCACUAUUGUCGAGGCUAUUCGGACUCUCUGCUUGAAGUUCCCCAGCAAGCAGGCCGGUAUGCUGGCGUUCCUCAGCGGCAUUCUCAGGGACGAGGGUGGAUAUGAAUUCAAACGGAGUGUCGUUGAAAGCAUGUUCGACCUGAUUAAAUUCGUUCCUGAGAGCAAAGAAGACGCCCUUGCCCACCUCUGCGAGUUCAUUGAGGACUGUGAAUUCACCAAGUUGUCGGUCCGAAUUCUACACCUUCUCGGUGUGGAAGGGCCCAAGACAUCUCAUCCCACUAAGUACAUUCGCUACAUCUACAAUAGAGUCGUCCUGGAAAAUGCUAUCGUACGAGCUGCCGCUGUAACGGCCCUGGCCAAGUUUGGCGUCGGACAGAAGGACCCUGAAGUGAAAUCCAGUGUCUCCGUCCUCCUUACACGCUGCCUUGAUGAUACGGAUGAUGAGGUACGAGACCGAGCUGCCCUCAAUCUUCGUCUUAUGGCGGAAGAGGACGAGAUGGCCGGACGGUUCAUUAAGAACGAUUCUAUGUUUUCACUUUCUACGUUCGAACACCAGCUUGUCAUGUACGUGACAUCGACAGACAAGGAGACAUUUGCCGCGGCUUUCGACGUUUCCACGGUUCCUGUUGUCACACAAGAACAAGCAUUGGCCGAAGAGAGGACCAAGAAGCUCACAACUGCAACACCCACCCUCAAGGCUCCUUCUGCAGGCCCUCCCAAAGGCAAGGCCAACGGCGUCGCCGAGGCGGCAACCGCAGCGGCAACUCAGAAAUAUGCCGAGCAACUCAUGCAGAUUCCCGAGCUCAAGGCAUACGGAACUUUGCUGAAGUCCUCUGUGCCUGUUGAGCUUACUGAGAGCGAGACCGAAUACGUGGUGACAGCCGUCAAGCAUGUUUUCAAGGAGCACAUUGUGGUGCAAUACGACAUCAAGAACACUCUGCCCGAUACGGUACUUGAGGAUGUAACGGUAGUCGCCACUCCUUCCGAGGAAGAGGUCCUGGAAGAAGAGUUCAUCGUUCCCGCUCCCAAGCUGGCUACAAAUGAGCCUGGUAUCGUAUACGUCACCUUCAAGAAACUCGCCGGCGAACACAGCUUCCCUGUCACAUCAUUUACAAAUAUCUUGAAAUUUACCAGCAAAGAGGUCGACCCUACCUCCGGAGAGCCGGAGGAUAGCGGAUAUGAGGACGAGUAUCAAGUCGAGGACUUGGAGCUUACUGGCGGCGACUAUGUCAUUCCCACGUUUGCUGGCAGCUUUGACCACGUCUGGGAGCAGACCGGCGCGAACGGGGAGGAAGUCAGCGAGACUCUGCAACUCAGUAACACGAAGAGCAUUUCAGAUGCCACCGAGCAAUUGAUCACUGCCCUUUCUCUCCAGCCUCUAGAAGGCUCAGAUGUGGCUCUUAGCAACAGCACACAUACGCUCAAGCUCUUCGGAAAGACUGUGUCAGGUGGUAGGGUUGCAGCUUUGAUCAAGAUGGCUUUCUCGAGCAAGACGGGUGUCACUACCAAGAUCACCAUCCGAGCGGAGGAGGAAGGUGUCGCGCCUGCUGUCAUGGCAGCUCUUGCUUAAGGUUGUAUAUUGUAAUGGGUGCACGUUUCAGCAGGCGUGCACUAACGACGGAUUCUGCAUUUUCAUGAGACCAGAACCAUUUCCUGCGUUUUGUUCCUCUUUCCUUCAAUUGCCAGUUUCUACCUAUAAUUGAGGUGUCAAGCUAGAUGCGAUGAUUAUUUUGUGUAGUUGCCAAAACCCGUUAUCCGCUUGGUUUCUACAUCGUCUUUGAUACUUCUAUUCCAUACCUAUUCCCUGUUUUCUUCACCUUCUGGAUGUUCCGUACACUUGGUUCUUUCACCUUCUCAUAGCAUUACCGUCCCAGGAGGGCAGUAUUCUGACUUGAGGAUCCUUAGUUAGACCUUGGGUGUACUUAGUCGUCGAAGAAGC
Messenger RNA from Aspergillus novofumigatus IBT 16806, 3443 nucleotides. RefSeq names its product coatomer subunit gamma. Gene Ontology annotation, molecular function: structural molecule activity. The coding region runs from base 324 to 3074 and encodes 916 amino acids. NCBI's taxonomy places the organism in Eukaryota, Fungi, Ascomycota, Eurotiomycetes, Eurotiales, Aspergillaceae. The transcript is spliced from 6 exons. The record is from RefSeq and is a predicted model, not a curated record. Gene Ontology annotation, cellular component: endoplasmic reticulum-Golgi intermediate compartment; Golgi membrane; COPI vesicle coat. Gene Ontology annotation, biological process: endoplasmic reticulum to Golgi vesicle-mediated transport; protein secretion; intra-Golgi vesicle-mediated transport.